Molecule: messenger RNA, 888 nt
Organism: Oppia nitens
Lineage: Eukaryota; Metazoa; Arthropoda; Arachnida; Sarcoptiformes; Oppiidae
Product: extracellular exo-alpha-(1->5)-L-arabinofuranosidase-like
Exons: 2
Coding region: 1-888 (295 amino acids)
Biological process (GO): carbohydrate metabolic process
Molecular function (GO): hydrolase activity, hydrolyzing O-glycosyl compounds
Source: RefSeq, a predicted model, not a curated record
AUGGCGUCACCCGAUCCAUGGAUGCAAUACUAUAAGGGCUACUAUUAUAUGACAGCCACAUCCGGUGAUAGUACUGUACGUAUGCGUAAGUCUAAGACAUUGGCCGGACUAUACAAUGCAGAGUUUAAGAUUGUAUUGAACCAUACUUUAUACCACACGUGGGCCCCGGAGUUUCAUAUGUGGAACAGUAAAUGGUAUCUAUAUUUUACAGCCGGAGCUACAAAAGACUUUAGCUCACAGCGCAUACAUGUUGCCGAAAGUCUGGGCGAUGACCCUAUAGGGCCAUAUAAUUUCAAAGCCGAUAUUCAUGAUGACGGUUAUGCCAUCGAUCCGAGUCUUAUAACAAUUAAUAAUGGCUUAUAUUUGUUGGGCUCAUUCAAUACUCCCGGAAUGCAAGACUUGUUUAUACGUCCGCUAACUAAUCCGUGGACACCCAAUGGACCAAAAGUUUUACUGUCGUCACCUACUAAUCCUUGGGAGAGAACCAACCUACCGAUCAAUGAGGGUCCUGAGCCAUUACAACACAACAAUCGUACAUUUAUUGUAUACUCUGCCGGGGCGUGUGGAACACCUGACUAUAAAUUAGGUUUACUCGAGUUUGUCGGCACCGACCCAAUCAAUGCCACACAUUGGCACAAAAAUCCGCAACCGGUGUUUGUACGCAAUGACACCAAUCAUGUGUACGGUCCGGGACAUAACGGCUUCUUUAUGUCGCCCGACGGUAGCCAAUAUUGGAUAGUAUAUCACGCAAAUGACAAACCAGACUAUGGAUGUACUAACAAACGUACGGCAAGAGCCAAAAGGUUAGACUGGAAUAGUAACGGAACCCCACAUUUUGGUACACCCGACCCAAUAGGCCUACAAUUGAUAGCACCCUCUGGUGAAUGA